Molecule: messenger RNA, 4565 nt
Organism: Candoia aspera
Lineage: Eukaryota; Metazoa; Chordata; Lepidosauria; Squamata; Candoiidae
Gene: NPNT
Product: nephronectin
Exons: 14
Coding region: 270-2165 (631 amino acids)
Cellular component (GO): membrane
Molecular function (GO): calcium ion binding
Source: RefSeq, a predicted model, not a curated record
CUGCCGUUUGCGUGGUGCGCCGACCUCUCCGCCGAGGACCUGGAUUAGCUGCAGCCCCGGCCACCGGAGGCCCCUGCCGGCGUUCAGCUCCCAGUGCGCUGAGCUGGGUUGAGGGCGCCUCCAGGAAGAGCCGGCGGCCGCUCGGGUGCCUUCGCCUCUUGCGUCUCUCCCCAACCUGCCGCUGCCGCCGGUGGUCGAGAGACCCGGGGCUCUUCUUCCUCUCCCCUUUUUCUGUCUGUGUCUGUGUCUGUCUGUCUUCCGUUCCCGAAAUGGAUUUAUCUUUGAGGGUCCUCGUUUUAUUCUGGCUUUACCUGGAGGCUUUAGGGGACUUUGACGGAAGGUGGCCCAGGCAGAUCCUUUCCACGGCUGGAUUGUGCCGUUUUGGGAGCAGAGUGGAUUGCUGCUGGGGCUGGGCUCGCCACUCGUGGGGCCAAUGCCAACCUUUCUACAUCUUAAGGCAGAGAAUAGCCAGGAUAAGGUGCCAACCCAAAGCUGUUUGUCAGCCUGGAUGUAAGCAUGGAGAAUGUGUUGGUCCAAACAAAUGCAAAUGUCAUUCAGGAUACACUGGGAAAAUGUGCAACCAAGCUGCACACCUGUUUGCAACCUCUCACCAUUGGUCCAGUGAACCACCUUUUUUCAUCACUGCGGAAGAUCAUGCCACAAAUUUGCCUUGGAGGGAUCUCAAUGAAUGUGGAUUGAAACCAAGGCCAUGCAAACAUCGAUGCAUGAAUACCUACGGAAGCUACAAAUGUUAUUGUCUGAAUGGGUACAUGCUUAUGCCUGAUGGAUCAUGCUCUAAUGCUCUCACAUGUUCAAUGGCAAACUGUCAGUAUGGCUGUGAUGUGGUUAAAGGGGAAGUACAUUGUCGCUGUCCUUCUCCAGGCUUACAGCUGGCACCAGAUGGCAGAACUUGUAUUGAUGUGGAUGAAUGCAUCACUGGGAGCGUUACCUGUCCUCGAUUCAGGAAAUGCGUCAACACUUUUGGAAGUUACAUUUGCAAGUGUCAUAAAGGCUUUGAUUUGAUGUACAUUGGAGGCAGAUACCAGUGCCAUGACAUAGAUGAAUGUUCUCUUGGCCAAUAUCAGUGUGGAAGUUUUUCACAAUGUUACAAUACACAGGGGUCUUACAAAUGUAAAUGCAAAGAAGGGUACAGAGGUGAUGGAUUAAACUGCAUAACUAUUCCGAAAGUUAUGAUUGAUCCAUCUGGCCCAUAUAGUGUAUUUAAAAGCAAUUCAACUUUUCCUAAAGGCAGCAGUGGCAUGACCAACAGAAUACCUGAACCUGGUGGUACAAGACAUCCCAUUCAGCUACAAUAUAUUCCAUCUGUAAUUACAGCAAAGCCUUAUCUGAAGACAACAGCAAGACCAACUAUGAAACCAACACACAAACCACAUACCAGAUUAGUAACAAAGCCUGCCACAACAAGACCAGCUUUCAGGCCAGUGACAAGUCCUCCCCAACCACCCCCAGUUCCAUCUAAGCCUGUAACAACAACAGUGCCAAAAAUAGUAACUGAAGAGCCUCUGCCUUUGCCGAGUGAAACUACACCACAACAGGGAUUUACAGUUGACAAUAGGAUCCCAAUUGAGCCGCAGAAACCCCGAGGAGAUGUAUUUAUUCCCCGCCAGCCUGGAGUGAGCAAUAAUCUCUUAGAAACAUUUGAAAUUGAACAAGGGAUAAGUGCCAAUGAGGAUGAAGCAAAUGAUGAUCCUGGUGUUCUGAUUCAUAGUUGCAACUUUGAUGGUGGUCUUUGUGGAUGGAUCAAGGAAAGAAAUGAUGAUUUAUACUGGGAACCCGUUAAGGACUCCUCAGGUGGACAAUAUUUAUCUAUUUCUCAACCCAAAGGGAAGGCAGGCCAAGUUGCACGAUUGGUCCUCCCACUUGGCCAUUUAACUCGCUCCAAGGAUUUGUGCUUAUCCUUUAGGCAUAAAGUGUCUGGGUUACAUUCUGGUUUGCUUCAAGUCUUUCUAAGAAAGGCUGGUGUUCAUGGGCCAGCAAUUUGGGGAAGGAACAGUGGUCAUGGUUGGAGUCAAACGCAUAUAACGCUGAAAGGACCUGGCAUCAAGAGUGUUAUUUUUAAAGGAGAAAAAGGAAAAGGAAGAACUGGGGAAAUUGGGUUGGAUGAUAUAAGUUUGAGAAAAGGCCGGUGUUCUCAGAACCAUUAGUGCUACAGACCGGUGAACAGAACAGACUUUUGUUGUCAAUGCCUAUUAGUUGAGACACAUGGAUGGUGGAUAACUUCUCCUUUGUCUUUGUGAACCCACAUUGGACCUCCAGCUAAAUAAUGCAGAUUUUCUGUAAUAGCAAAGAAUGUUCAAACAGAUGUUGUCGAUUUCCAUUAACAUUGGUUAACGUUAUCUGUGUUAUAAGAGGUUCUGAAUGGAGGAUAUAUGCAUGUCCUUUAUGAAGAAAAGACUGCCCACACAUCAUCAAAAAGACUCAACAACUGUAUUCAUGUCUUCUGUGUGUUUUCCAUUGCCUGGUUAUGGUUGAAACUCAUUUUGUGUCACAAACUGAAGCUACAGCUGUUACUGUACUAUAUCGAUUUUUAAAGAAGAGUGUUUUGUGGGUCUGUGUGUGUAUAAUAACAUUUAUCCCUUUAUAUUAUUACAAAAGGCAGUUAAAGAGUAGCACUGCAACCCUUAAUAUUGGUAGUGCUGUGUUAUGUAUAAAUAUGUAUGUAUGUAUUAUUAUUAUUAACGUAUUUAUGUAUGUCGUGUAUUUUCAGGCUCUAGUUGUAAGAUGAAAUGGCAGUUGUGGACAUUACCGUUAAACCAGCAAUACAGGAGUGAUAGUCUGUUAGCAAGUUUUUUUUAAAAUAUAUCAGACCCAGCAAUUGUCAUUGCCUUUCUAAACUCAAAUAGUAGAAUAUUUCUUUUCAGGAAAGAAAAGCAUCGAUGACUAAUAUCAGUAGCACAACUUGGCCUUGAAGGAUGUUUUUGUAAUACGUCCAGGAACAGUUUGGCAGAUCGGAAUUUUUCCUCUCUUAUUUCAGAAACUAUUAAGAAACAAAAUAGGUAUUUGGGUUCAUAAGCAAAGAAAUACAGUAGAAGGACUGGCCAUGCAUUGACCAGAUUACAUUAUUGCAUAGUUCUAUCUACUUUCGCCUCUUUUCAGACCAUGUUGUCUUUAUUUCUGGGCGGAUGACUUGAUCCAUAGGAGUAGCAUCAUAAGCAAGAAAAACGGUUUCUGAACACAGCAGAAGGGUUGCAAGAUGGCUCAGUUUCAGGCUCAUCAAUAGUCUAUCUUGCUAUUUGUGUCCUAACAGUCAGAAAUCACGCUGAGACGAGGAGUAGGUCUCUAGUGUUUAUUACUGCUACAUUAAACAGAAUCCUAACAAACUGAAGAAGCGUGGGAAAAACCCAGACAGAUAAACCCCAAAAGUUAAGGCGGGUCUGAUCUGUGUCUCUUUGAAUGGCUGCUUAAUUCCUCAGUACUAUGCAUGCGUUUUCCCCCCUGGAUAGAGGCCCCCUCCUGCUCGCCAUCAGUACUCAUGACAAUUUGCCUAUGCAGCAUACCAAAAAAAAUAUUCAGAACAGGGAAGAAGACAAAUGCAGUAGAACAUUCAAAGAGCGUUUUGAAUGGCUUAGAAUAUGGGCCUUUUAAUUCUUAUUUGCAAAAAUGGGAAAUUUAAAAAGUCUGCCCUUGCAUUCAGAUGGCAAUCACAUUGCUGGCAUGAUAAUCUCCCCAAGAAGUUAUUCCAGAUGGUGGGCACUGCCAUGGGAAAAACUGUUUUUGGUUGCCUCAAUAAGAGGAGCCUUUCAGCUGUUCAAGUAUGGGUUGAUAGAAACAAAAACAGAUGGACAAAACAUACCACAUUUUAUAAGUCCAAAAGAAUUUAGCUUAAUUUCAACUUAGUCCAUAUCUGAAGUUACUUCUUACUAGCAUGUGAUUUCUUCCUGUAUUUCUCAAGUAAAUCAGAGGUCAGCAGUAUGGCAGCCUUAAAGAGUGUUCAACCUCCUUCCUCCCCCAAUUAAUUAUAUAUAUUUAUUUUUUAAACAUAUUAAAUGAUCAAACUCUCAUUAGUUCACAGGGGCAUUCUUGAAUGAGAUUGCAGGAUAUCUGAGAGUUAAAGUCAUUGCAAUUUUGCAACAAUUAUUAAAGGUUGUCAACAUUCAGAAUAAACCAUUUAUAGAUAUGAUCAUUUCAGAUAGAAAUAAUGUUUGUUAACGCAUGGUGCUUUGUUUGUAAAGAAGCAACUGUAAAAGUGAAUUGAUGGCCUUUAAUACUUUCCAUUACAGCAGUUGGAACAGCUGAGCAAUUUUUUUCCCCAGCUGUAAUUGCAACUUGCCUUUUCAGUCAAGCAAAUGUUUUUAGCAGAAACGUGUUAAGACCCACUCCAGCUGUUGGGAGGAUUUCCUUCUUCUAAUCAUAUAGCUUUCAGCUGAAAUAAGUUUCUAAAAUAGAGGAUGUAGAAUGUCAAUGUGGCUGGUUUUUGUCUGAUCAAGAAUGAUGCUUUUUUAAAUAAGGAAAACUAAUAUUUUCAAUGUAUUUUUUUCAGUUGGACAGAUAAUGUAUUUAUAUUUUUAAACUUUUAAAAAGGUAAAAGCUGUUAUGUUUCAAUA